UCGUGUCAAAAUCUUAAUUUCUAAUUCGUGUCAUGUUGGGAAAUCCGUAGGUUUUGAAUUCAGUUUUGUUGAAUUCUAAUGGUUUAAUUAUAUUGUGAACGUAAAAUAUUUUCUAAGACUGUGACUAUGAUAACGUAUAUAUAAUUCUGUUCCAAACACUAAUAUAUCGAAUUUGAUUUUAUCAUUAUGUUAUCGAACAAAAUGCAACUAUCACUGGAUGAUUUGGUCCAAUAUACUCAGCUGUUCAAGCCUGUGGCUACUAUUUUACAAGGAACAGUGCUGCCGUUUAUGGUAAUUUAUCCAAUAAUAUUCUACUGCUGGAUAUUCGUGUACGGAUUCGACGAUAACUUCGAAGCGGGGUUCGUCAUAGUAGCAGUUGUAGCUACCAUACAAAUCCUCAUUUGCCUGUGUUGCUACUGGAGCGUUCACAUACAUUGCUUCCUGUCGUGUUCACCGGUAAAAGACCCUUUGCAAGCUGAAAUUGUCAAAGUUGUGCCAACAGCUAAUAAUGGAUUUUCAGAGAUAGUAAAGCUUCAUCAUACAAAGCCUAUAAAAAAAGACAGUUCAACUCCUGAUGUGUGGUUUAUUUUUCAAAAAAGUAAAUACAUAUACAAUUGGGACAAGAAACAGUUCCAUACAGUUGAAUUUCCUGAUAACAAAACAUAUGAAGAAUAUAUGGAAUCUAAAGGUUAUGCUGAUGAUGAAUCAAUAGAAGUAGCAGAGAAAGAAUAUGGCAAAAAUGAAAUGAUUAUGGCUGUACCAGAGUUUAUGGAACUAUUUAAGGAGAGGGCUACAGCUCCAUUUUUCGUUUUCCAAGUAUUUUGUGUUGCCUUGUGGUGUUUGGACAAGUAUUGGUACUAUUCAAUCUUCACUCUAUUUAUGUUGAUCAUGUUUGAAUGCACACUAGUUCAGCAGCAGUUAAGAAAUAUGGCUGAGAUAAGAAAAAUGGGCAACAAACCUUAUAACAUAAAUGUAUAUAGAAACAGAAGGUGGCGUCAGAUUAUAAGUGACCAGUUGUUGCCAGGGGACAUAGUGUCCUUGACACGUUCACUUAAUGACAAUUUGGUUCCUUGUGACAUUGUUCUUUUAAGAGGAUCAUGUAUAGUUGAUGAGUCUAUGUUAACUGGUGAGAGUGUUCCACAAAUGAAGGAAUCUAUAGAAAAUGCUAAAGAUUUGAAACAAAAUUUAGAUAUUAAAGGGGAUGGGAGACUGCACAUGUUGUUUGGAGGCACUAAAAUAGUGCAACAUUCAUCACCCAAUAAAACCCCAUCGUCCGGCCUCAAAGCCCCAGACAAUGGUUGUAUAGGUUAUGUUGUACGUAAUGGAUUUAAUACAUCACAAGGAAAGCUGUUACGAACAAUUUUAUUUGGUGUCAAAAGAGUUACAGCAAACAAUCUUGAGACAUUCGGGUUCAUUAUGUUUUUGUUAAUAUUCGCAAUUGCGGCUGCAGCGUACGUGUGGAUAAAAGGUUGCGAGGAUCCACUCAGGAACAGAUACAAACUAUUUUUGGAAUGCACCCUAAUACUAACGUCAGUUGUACCUCCAGAACUGCCGAUAGAAUUAUCGUUGGCUGUUAACACUUCAUUAUUGUCGUUAUCUAAGCUAGCUGUAUUUUGUACUGAACCAUUUAGAAUACCUUUUGCCGGCAAGGUCGAAAUCUGUUGUUUCGACAAAACUGGUACCUUGACGAGUGAUAAUUUAGUGGUAGAAGGUGUAGCAGGCAUAGGAGACCACAAAGAUGCUACAGUUAUACCUCUGUCGGAAGCUCCAAUGGAGACUGUACAAGUCUUGGCCUCUUGCCAAUCAUUAGUUCAACUUGAUGACGGAAUUGUAGGUGAUCCGUUGGAGAAAGCCACGUUAAAAGCCGCUGAAUGGAAUCUUACCAAAGGGGAUGCUGUUGUGCCAAAGAAAGGGAAAUCGCCUGGUUUAAAAAUUGUACAUAGAAAUCAUUUUUCGAGUGCUCUCAAAAGAAUGUCUGUAGUCGCUGGAUAUCAGGUUAACGAAAGAGGAUUUAUAGAGACCCAUUAUAUAACUAGUGUAAAAGGAGCACCAGAAACAGUGAAAACUAUGCUGAAAGAAGUUCCUAGCCAUUAUGAUCAUGUGCAUUUAACGUUAUCUAGAAGAGGUGCGAGAGUUCUAGCCUUAGGAUAUAGGAAUUUAGGAAAAUUGUCCUCGCAAGAAAUAAGAGACCUAUCUCGAGAAGAUGUCGAAUCCGAUUUGACGUUUGUUGGUUUCGUCAUAAUAUCGUGUCCGUUGAAAAGUGAUUCGAAAAAAGCGAUAUCUGAGAUCAUCCAUGCCUCACAUUCUGUUGUGAUGAUAACUGGUGACAAUCCUCUGACUGCAUGCCAUGUCGCAAAAGAGUUGAAAUUUACCCAAAAAAGUGAUGUAUUGAUUUUAAGUGAAAAAGACGAUGGAUGGAAUUGGAAAUCUAUCAACGAAACAGUGGAACUGCCAGUGCAGCCGUUUAAAACGGCUAAAGAACUAACCUCGAAGUAUGAUCUGUGUAUAACUGGAGAGGGUCUCACAUUUCUGAAUAAAAAUCACCACAAGUUUUUGCUCGGAAUCAUUCCGUACGUAAAAGUUUUUGCAAGAUUCGCGCCAAAGCAAAAGGAAUUCGUUAUAGUUACAUUGAAAUCUCUUGGAUACGUGACGCUUAUGUGCGGCGAUGGUACUAAUGAUGUUGGUGCACUAAAACAUGCAGAUGUGGGCGUAGCGAUCUUAGCGAAUGCACCCGAACGCCAAAAGGAAAAACGCGAAGAACGUCGUCCUGAACCUGUGGCGCCACGCCGAUUGCCGCCCGCACUCAACGCCCGAGCGGAAGCUAGGGCCGAAGCCAUGCGAAGAGCCAUGCAAGAGUUGGAAGAAGAUGAUCAACCGCAGAUUGUACGGCUAGGUGACGCUAGUGUAGCUGCUCCGUUUACAAGCCGUCUAUCCAGCAUUCUUAGCAUUUGUCACAUCAUCAAGCAGGGACGUUGCACACUAGUGACAACUCUCCAAAUGUUCAAGAUAUUGGCUCUCAACGCGUUGAUAUUAGCGUACAGCCAGUCGGUGCUAUACCUCGACGGCAUUAAGUUCAGUGACACGCAAGCGACGCUUCAGAGUUUACUUCUAGCCUCGUGUUUCCUCUUCAUAUCGAGAUCCAAGCCGCUGACAAAGCUGUCAAAGCAGCGCCCUCUACCGAACAUAUUCAACGUAUACACAAUAAUGACUGUGCUCGCACAAUUUGCAGUGCACUUCCUAUGCCUGGUAUAUUUAGUUCGUGAAGCUACGCUAAGAUCACCUGAAAGGGAUACAACACCAAAAUUGGACAUGGAUUUGGCAGAGGAUGAAGACCGUGUUUUUACUCCCGAUCUCCUCAACAGUACAGUUUAUAUAAUUUCAAUGGCGCUACAAGUUUCAACGUUUGCAAUCAACUAUAGGGGUGAGCCGUUCAUGGAGGGUCUGAAAGACAACAAGCCUCUGUUGUUCAGUAUAUUGUUGUCGGGUGGCACUGUUCUGGCGCUGGCCACUGGGAUGGUACCUGACCUGACAAACGCAUUCGAAAUAGUCUACUUUCCACCAGAUUACCGGGUAAUCGUGGUGCAAGUUCUCAUAGCGGACAUGUUGUUCGCGUAUCUAGUUGACCGAGUAUGUUUGUGGUUGUUCGGCGACGCGCGCAUCAACACUGUCUCAUAGCGUCGGCAAGUACGUUUCGCGCCACAAAAGUUGAGCCGACGACAUGGUCGGUAUUAAGGUGCGGUGCGGUGCGUUGCGGUGGGCGAAGCGAGCGCACCGUCUUACGCAUGCCGAACGUCAAACUAGCAUCAAACUUGCGCUUAGUCAUUACGAUCAUUUUAAUAGACUUAAUAUUUUGUUAUUAAUUUAUAAUAAUAUAAAGGCCAAAAAUAAUGUUAUUUAUAAAUAAUUCUUAAUGCUGGCUACAUUAACAGACUCUUAUCACUGUCUGUAAAUAACCACUCUUUGAGACCUUUAUGAGCUGAUACAAAAAAAAAAAAAGUUACGUACCUUUCAUUUCAU
Molecule: messenger RNA, 4017 nt
Organism: Pararge aegeria (speckled wood butterfly)
Lineage: Eukaryota; Metazoa; Arthropoda; Insecta; Lepidoptera; Nymphalidae
Product: endoplasmic reticulum transmembrane helix translocase
Exons: 10
Coding region: 187-3675 (1162 amino acids)
Biological process (GO): intracellular calcium ion homeostasis
Cellular component (GO): endoplasmic reticulum membrane
Molecular function (GO): ATP hydrolysis activity; ATP binding; P-type ion transporter activity
Source: RefSeq, a predicted model, not a curated record